Molecule: messenger RNA, 1929 nt
Organism: Liolophura sinensis
Lineage: Eukaryota; Metazoa; Mollusca; Polyplacophora; Chitonida; Chitonidae
Product: L-rhamnonate dehydratase-like
Exons: 1
Coding region: 1-1305 (434 amino acids)
Biological process (GO): amino acid catabolic process; carbohydrate catabolic process
Molecular function (GO): hydro-lyase activity; magnesium ion binding
Source: RefSeq, a predicted model, not a curated record
AUGGAGGGUAAAGACAGGUGUAAGAACUUUCCUCGUAUUAAGUAUGUCCGCGCCUUCACCCAGGCCGGCAAAUCGUCCAGAUCUCCUGAUCAAGGGGCGGAUUGCCAUGAUGUCGUGGAUACUCACUGGAUUAACGGUCACCCGACGCCCAUUGCUAACCCCAUGUCGAUGUACCCACCUUACCAGAGUACCCGAAAAUCCUGGGGCAUCAAUGCUCUGGGGUCACUUAUUGUAGAAGUGGAGGCUGAAGACGGUACUGUUGGGGUGGGGGUGACGAUUGGAGGGGAGCCCGGCUGUUUUAUUGUGGAGAAACACCUGAGUCGCUUCCUAGAGGGGGAGGAUCCCAGAAACGUAGAAAAGAUAUGGGACAAGAUGUUUAGAGCCACCCUGAACUAUGGUCGGAAGGGUCUACCGAUCCAAACCAUCAGCGCCGUCGAUUUGGCCCUCUGGGACUUGCUGGGAAAACUCAGACAAGAACCUGUGUAUGCCCUUCUUGGAGGGAAAGCCAGGGAUUUUCUGCCAGUGUACUCCACCACUGCCAGGCCAGAUAUUGCUCAACGUUUAGGCUUUGUUGGCGCCAAAAUCCCUUGCCCUUAUGGACCGUCUGCAGGAGACGAAGGAUUUCGUAAGAAUGUAGAAUUUUUCAAAACCUGGCGUGAAAAAGUUGGAUCGGAAUUCCCUUUGAGUCUAGACUGCUACAUGGCGUUAACUGUUCCCUAUUCUAUCCGUUUGGCCAAAGAAUUGGAAAAGUACGGCAUAAAAUGGAUAGAAGAAUUUCUCCCCCCUGAUGAUUACGAGGGUUAUGCCGAAGUCAAACGAAGUCUGGCUGGCUCCAGUGUGUUACUGACUACAGGAGAGCACGAGUACACUCGAUAUGGCUUCCGGCAACUCAUCGCCUUAAGAUGCGCUGACAUUCUGCAACCGGACAUCACCUGGCUGGGCGGAAUUACUGAAGCGAGGAGAGUGGUGGCUAUGGCGUCUGCGCAUGACACACUCGUAAUUCCUCACGGCUCCAGCGUGUACUCCUAUCAUCUACAGUACGCCUUCCCUAAUUGUCCAGUAGCCGAGUACAUCAACCUGAGCCCAAACGCUGACCAGAUAGUUCCUUAUUUUGGCGGACUGUUCCCAGACGAGCCGCUCCCUAAGGGCGGGAUCAUUGAGCUACCUGAUCGACCAGGGUUCGGCGUAACACUGUGCCCAGACGGACUAAGGCGGCCCUACCCUCGAUCCAAAGCCGAGUCGCACACACAAGCACAACAGAACGCCAGAAAACCUGUUCCUGGAAAACCAUUUAUGCCAUUUUAAAUGACAUUUUAUGGAUGAGAUUUAUAAUUCUGUGUUAUAGUUCACUCGGCGUAUGGCAUAAGCAAAUGUAAGUCCCAACAGAUCUAAUUGUUAAAUUCGAACAUAAAGUUUUCGAACGUAAUAUUCCGUCCAGAUAUUGAUGUUUCUAACUAUCAGCUAUCAGCUGAGCAUAGUGUUGUUUCUUUUCGAGGUUUUAUGUCAUAAUAUUGCUACAUACCAAGUAAAUAUAUUAAUAAUUCCCCACGUACUUUGACGUUGGACAACAAUGGUUAUCCAUUGUUGUUCUCGAGAAAUUCUAGAAUGGUACGAGAUUUAACGGCUGUAUUCCAUUCGUUAAUUCUCCAGUAAACAACAACAAAAAAAAAAUCGUGGUUUGAGUCUGUGUGUAGACACACUGAUACGUGAUGUCUUCAUGCCAAGACAGGGCAACCAAAGGACAGAAAAGUAAAGACUAGCUGCUGACAGGAGGCGAUUGUAUGCCACAAAUUUCCAGGUUUCAACAUCAGGUAUUUCAGAAUUAUUUUAUUUGAAUCCAGGCCAAUAUUCCAUGUCCAAACAGACGGCGUUCCAUAGUGUUUACUGGAGAACAUUUUCACCCGAACAGCACUAAGCCAAUAAAAUGCU